AUGUCCACCAACGGAUAUGAGAACUGCGUCGCGGGGACUUUCUACGGGUUCACUAAUAGCAAGAACAACAACUUUUAUCCCGGACACACGUUUGAUCUACAAUGGGGCGCAAUUGACCACGGGAAGACGUCUCUGAAUAUCUCCCUGGCACGGAAAGGGGGCGCGUUGCUGGAUCAGAUUGUCGUUGGUGCUGCAUUCACCACAUCGAGCAAUCUCUACCGCCUCGUUACGAAUAAAACCGCCAACUGCACCCUCGAGCAAUAUACCUGGGCCAUCCCCUCGGAUUUCAACACCACCAACCCGCAGUACCAGAUCGGCCUGUUCGAUGCGUCAGCAAAACUUGGCACAGGCGGUAAUGACCUAUACGGCUGGCGAGCCUGGAGCCCGUUCUUCUACGUCAGAGACAAAGCAAGUGCGACUGCGACAAGUACAUCGACCAGUGCUUUGUUGACCGGAACCGGCGAGGCGACACCAACGGCCUCUGCGACAGCCUCUGCGACAGCCUCUGCGACAACAUCUGCGACAACAUCUGCCACGCCUGUACCGACCGCGGAGCAGAGCGACUCGUCGAGUUCGAAGACGAUCGGGAUCGGCGUUGGGGUCGGUGUCGGGGGUGCAGCUCUGAUUUUGCUGGUUGUGUUGGCGGUGAUUUUUAUGCGCCGGCGCCGAAGGAAGUACACGCGGACACAGGGAGAGCCGAGCCCCGGGGAGCGGGAGCCAGAACCAACAGAAACUUCGACUAUGCCAGCGGAAUUGUCUGGCCAUGAGUUACCACAGAGGAAGAUAGACCCGGGGGCGACUAGAUUAUAUGAGAUGCCGGGAUAA
Messenger RNA from Aspergillus clavatus NRRL 1, 825 nucleotides. RefSeq lists its product as uncharacterized. The record is from RefSeq and is a predicted model, not a curated record. NCBI's taxonomy places the organism in Eukaryota, Fungi, Ascomycota, Eurotiomycetes, Eurotiales, Aspergillaceae. The coding region runs from base 1 to 825 and encodes 274 amino acids. The transcript is spliced from 2 exons.